This is a messenger RNA of Melampsora larici-populina 98AG31, 453 nucleotides long. RefSeq lists its product as uncharacterized. Gene Ontology annotation, biological process: protein dephosphorylation. The record is from RefSeq and is a predicted model, not a curated record. Gene Ontology annotation, molecular function: protein tyrosine phosphatase activity. NCBI's taxonomy places the organism in Eukaryota, Fungi, Basidiomycota, Pucciniomycetes, Pucciniales, Melampsoraceae. The coding region runs from base 1 to 453 and encodes 150 amino acids. The transcript is spliced from 6 exons.
AUGGCCACUAAUAAUCCGGAAAAGACUUAUAAAAUUUUAUUUGUUUGCCUCGUGCAUUCGAUGCUGACUAGUUUGAUUGAAUCAGGUAACAUUUGUCGAUCACCAAUGGCACAAGCAGUUUUUGCUGAUCUGGUAGAGAUAAACGGAUUGUCUUCUCACUUUCCACGGAUCGAGAGUGCUGGUACAACAAAUAUGCAUGUUGGUGAAGCUCCGGAUGAUAGAACUGUAGCCAUAUGUCGAAAGAAAGGAGUACCGAUCUCUUCACGUGCACAACACCUCAAAACCCAAGACUUCUAUGAUUAUGAUUAUAUUUUAGGAAUGGAUGAACAUAAUUUAAGAAACAUUAGAUUUAUUAUGCCAUCAGAUGCUAAAGCAAAAGUCCACCUGUUUGGAGGAUUCUGUAAUGGAGAAGUCAUUGAUGAUCCAUAUUAUGGCGGGAAGGUAAUAAAAUAG